AUGGAUGCGACCUCGGCCCCGCACUAUAUCCCCCCGGAAAUGCCCGAGUACGGGGAGGCGAACCAUAUCUUCGAGAUGAUGCAGACCAUGCUGGAGCAACUCCUGAUCUACCAGCCCAAGGACCCCAUCCCGUUCAUGAUCGACCACUUGCAGCGAGACAGUGAUAACGUGCCGAAGAUUGUAAUAUUAGGUCCACCUGCCUCGGGGAAAACAACUAUAGCAAUGUGGCUUUGCAAACAUCUCAACAGCAAUCUCCUCACCAUGGAGAACUUGAUGGCAAAAGAAUUUUCCCAGCUGGCUGCUGAAGCCACAAGGCAUUAUCAGAAAUCCAAGAUAGUUCCCAGCAGGCUGCUGGUCAGACUGAUUCAGGAACGUCUGAAUGAUGAAGAAUGCAUCAGGCGGGGCUGGAUUCUGGAUGGUAUCCCUGAAACACGGGAGCAGGCUCUGAUGAUCCAGUCCCUUGGGAUCAUCCCCAGACACGUGAUUGUGCUGAGUGCACCAGAUACAGUCCUGAUUGAGAGAAACGUGGGGAAGAGGAUCGAUCCUCAAACUGGAGAGAUUUAUCACACCACUUUUGACUGGCCCCCGGAAUCUGAAAUCCAGAACCGACUGAUAGCGCCAGAGGGUAUCUCAGAGCUGGAGACGGCUCGGAAACUGCUGGAAUAUCACAGGAACAUUGUCAGGAUCAUGCCCUCUUACCCCAAAAUCCUCAAAGUCAUCAGUUCUGACCAGCCAUGUGUGGAUGUCUUCUACCAGGUUCUGACCUAUGUCCAAACCAACCAUCGAUCCAACGCCCCAUUCACCCCGCGGGUGCUGCUUUGUGGACCUGUGGGCAGUGGGAAAAGUCUGCAGGCUGCCCUCCUGGCACAGAAAUAUGGCCUUGUUAAUGUCUGCUGUGGGCAACUGCUGAAAGAGGCCGUGGCAGACAAGUCAAGAUUUGGCGAGCUUAUCCGGCCUUUUUUUGAAAAGAAGAUGGCAGUCCCUGACAACAUCAUCUUGAAGGUCUUGACCAAGCGCCUGAACCAACAGGACUGCAUUCAGAGAGGGUGGGUGAUGCAUGGCUACCCGCGGGACCUGGACCAGGCACACCUGCUGGAAAGCCUGGGCCACAAGCCCAACAGGGUGUUUUUCCUGAAUGUACCAUUAGAUUCCAUCAUCGAGCGGCUGACCCUGAGAAGAACCGAUCCAGUCACAGGAGAAAGGUACCACCUCAUGUACAGGCCACCCCCUACCAUAGAGAUCCAGGCCCGUCUCCUGCAGAACCCAAAGGAUGCCGAAGAGCAGAUCAAGCUCAAAAUGGAUCUGUUCUACCGGAAUUCCGCUGAGCUGGAGGGGUUCUAUACACGUGCCAUCACGAUCAAUGGGGACCAGGACCCAUACACUGUCUUUGAAUACAUAGAGAGUGGGAUCAUUAAUCCCCUGCCCAAGAAAGUCCCCUGA
Molecule: messenger RNA, 1440 nt
Organism: Trichechus manatus latirostris (Florida manatee)
Lineage: Eukaryota; Metazoa; Chordata; Mammalia; Sirenia; Trichechidae
Gene: AK8
Product: adenylate kinase 8
Exons: 13
Coding region: 1-1440 (479 amino acids)
Biological process (GO): nucleobase-containing compound metabolic process
Cellular component (GO): cytoplasm
Molecular function (GO): ATP binding; nucleoside diphosphate kinase activity; AMP kinase activity
Source: RefSeq, a predicted model, not a curated record